This is a messenger RNA of Lates calcarifer (barramundi perch), 1718 nucleotides long. RefSeq names its product transmembrane protein 42. NCBI's taxonomy places the organism in Eukaryota, Metazoa, Chordata, Actinopteri, Centropomidae. The transcript has 3 exons. The record is from RefSeq and is a predicted model, not a curated record. Bases 116 to 568 code for a protein of 150 amino acids.
GCUUGCUGUCACAUCGAUAAAGUUCGUCCAGCAGGCUUUUGUUCUGAAACUUCCUAUUGCCUUCUAUAUCCCUUAAAUCAGAUUUGACUUUGUUGAGGUUUCAUCCUGUUCGGUUAUGUUUUCAGGGUCUUUUUACGCUGUAUUAGCGGGUUUUUUGAGUGCGGCUGCGUCUUUGUCUGCUAAGCUGUCACUCGGUGCAGACUACCUGAGAGAAAUGUGUGAGUCGAGGAUGGGCUACUGGACUGACACGUACGGUGGAACUGCAGGUUGUGACUGGCUCCACAUCCUCCUGCGGCUGCUGUGUGGAGGCCUGCUGCUUACAUGUAAUGCUGUCAUGUGGACCUUCUUCUCUAAGGCUCUCCGACACUGCUCCUCCUCAGCCAGGGCCACAGUUACUACCACUGCAUUUAACUUCAUCUCCUCAGCCAUCCUGGGGAAGGUGAUAUUUGGAGAGACUCAUGCAGCUCUAUGGUGGGUAGGCAUCUCUCUCACUCUGUGUGGACUGCUGGUGCUUCAUAGAUCCACACCUGAUACCCUCCCACACAAGGAGAGCAAAAAGAACAAAUAAUGUUAGCAGUUUGGCUUGCCACAAGUGUCCAGCCUCUGCUCUUCACUCACAGUCACAACAAACUGUGGAAAGACUCCCUCAGAGACACAUAAUGUUUCUCAGGCACUAGGGAGCGGAAAUGUUGCUUCUAAAAGGAGGUAACUCAGUGUCUUAAGGUUAUGAGCAAUUAAAUAAUGGACUACAGCAUGUUGCACAGAGCUGACAGUAUACUCAGUACCAUCAGUCCCAGGGACCACAUCUGGGACUGAUGGUACUGAAUAUACUAUGGAUUACAGACUUACAUGCUCCCAUUGGUGCAGCCAGUUCUUUCUCUUUUUUUUUUUUUUUUUUUUUUUUUUUGAUGAGAGUAUCUUGGCCUAGAUUUGCAGGUUUUGAGUCAACACAACAAUGCCUCCAUCAAUCCAGAAUUCAGGUAAUAUUUGAACUGUUCAAUGUAUACAAUCACUUUUUUUCCCCUGAGUUAUAUGCGUAAAGAUCAGUUAGAUUACAGUUGUUUACAAUUGGUAACACACAUAUCUUAAAACCUAUUUCACUUUUUGAAAUUCUUCACAAAGUCCUCUCCACAAAAGUCAAUGUGAACUACACUGUGGAUCCGUUAUCACUGUGAUCAUAUCUUUUAAAAUUCAUGAAAUGUCUUCUCACCAAAACCCAGCCACCACUAAAACCUGGUGUAUUUCUGUUACAUUUUGCUCAUUUGCAUACUAAUGUAAAAUCGAUAUGUUGAUAUAUAUUGAUGCUACAUUCUGCCGCAUCUACAUCUCACUCAUUCAUUCACUCAUUCACUCAUUUUUAUGACCUGAUGACCUCUAUGAAAGAUGUGUGCUUGUUAGCAUUUUUUAGGUUAUUGAGUCACAAAGUGUUACUAAUGCAAAUUAGUGCAUUUUGAAUGUGAGAUUAAGUGUUGUGCUGAGCUGUAUGUCAGUAAAGAGAACUGCUUCAAGAGUUUUGAAAAAGUGAACUCAGUGAAUAGAAAUAUGGGUCACCAACUUAAAAAAAACGGCUACAUUGGCCAGUUUCAGGCAAAGAAUUUGGUCACCAUUUUUAAGCUUGUCAAAACCAUGUUUUUGUCUCACUCCUGCAAAUCUAAUGCAAAUGUAAUGUUUUUUCUAAUCAUGAUCCAAGUGGCUAAGUAAAGACAUCCUCUGUUGUU